Molecule: messenger RNA, 1784 nt
Organism: Daldinia loculata
Lineage: Eukaryota; Fungi; Ascomycota; Sordariomycetes; Xylariales; Hypoxylaceae
Product: RNI-like protein
Exons: 3
Coding region: 452-1705 (417 amino acids)
Biological process (GO): activation of GTPase activity; nucleocytoplasmic transport
Cellular component (GO): cytosol; nucleus; perinuclear region of cytoplasm
Molecular function (GO): small GTPase binding; GTPase activator activity
Source: RefSeq, a predicted model, not a curated record
GAGGCAAGAGUAUGGAAUCUAUGAAACGUAUCAUUCCCUAGCAUUUUCCUUAGACAAAGCUGGGAGAUGUUAAAAUAGGCGGUAAGAGGUUGUAGAAGUUGAGUUGUAAGAAUCGCGAUGUACGGUAACACGCGAGAGUUAGACGGAAGUUUAAGCUUGGGAGGCUCCACAAUAGGCUAGGUACUUCGUAAGUGCCUACAUGUAGUGGAUACAGCUUACUAACAGCAUUCAAGCACAACCAUAAAUGACAACCGUAAAUCAAAUGCAUGUGCAAGUCAAUUCCAGUCAACUGCACACACAUGCAUUAAUGUACACCAUACCAUCUGGUGCCACCCGGUAAUUAUCCGAACCGUCGCCCUUGACAGCCGACAUGAAUUAAAGUGGUACCGUGUUACUCAGUGCGUGUUACUAUUUCGUCGCUAUUCUUUACGCUUAUAACGCCUGAUUCAAGAUGGCUGCGUCCGACAAAAUCUUCUCCCUUGAAGGGAAAGGCCUGAAGCUAGAUACGGCUCAGGAUCUCGAGGCGCAUAUCGGUCCGCUAAGGGCUAUGGACGAUGUUGAGGAAGUGCGCAUCCUGGGAAACACUCUAGGUGUCGAAGCCUGCAAGCUUCUUGGAGAAGUCUUGGCUACCAAGAAGUCGCUGAAGGUCGCAAACCUGGCUGACAUAUUUACGGGUCGCCUGCUAAACGAGAUCCCUGAGGCCCUCUCCUCUCUGCUCACCUCUAUCCUCAACUUGCCCAAUCUUCGUACCAUCAACCUGAACGAUAAUGCUUUUGGUCUCAACACCCAAGCGCCCUUGGUCGCUUUCCUGUCUAGCCACGUGCCACUCCAGCAUUUAUACCUCAACAACAACGGAUUAGGACCUCAUGCCGGUAUACUCAUCGCCGAUGCGCUCUCAGAGCUACAUGCAAAGAAGGAGGCUGCUAGAAAGGCCGGACAAGACGUUCCCCAUCUCGAGACCGUCAUCUGCGGUCGCAACCGAUUGGAAAAUGGAAGCAUGCUUGCUUGGGCCAAAACCUUCAGCCUUCAUGACCGGGUUAAAGAAGUCAAGAUGGUCCAGAACGGUAUCAGGAAAGAAGGAAUCGAGCAGUUGCUCACCUCAGGCCUGAAUCACGCUACCGGGAUCAAGAUUCUAGAUCUACAAGACAACACAUUUACUAUCAAGGGCGCGAGAGCGUUAGCAAAGGUUGUCCCUCUCUGGACAGACAUACAAGAGCUUGGAAUCGGCGACUCCCUACUUGGCGCCAAGGGUGGUGUCCUCCUCGCUGAUGUCCUUUCCAAGGGUCAAAACCAGAAGCUCGAGACGCUUCGCCUACAAUACAACGACAUCACAGCCGUAGGCGUCAAGGGCUUCGCAUCGGCGGCCAAGGCCGGUCUCCCGGCGCUAAAGCGGAUCGAACUAAACGGCAACAAAUUCUCGGAGGACGACGAGUCGAUCCUAGCCCUACAAGAGCUACUCGACGAGCGGAAGGAGAAGCACGGCGGCGAUGUCAUAGAUGAAGACACCUGGGGCGUCGACAGCCUAAGCGAUCUCGAGGAUCUCGACUCGGAGGAGGAAGAAGAAGAAGAGGAGGAACCCUCUACGGAAGAGAAGGCCGAGAAGCUAAUUAAGGAGGCCGAGGAGGCUCAAGAACAACCCACGGUGCAGCUCAAGGACGUCGACGUCGACGCCUUGGCCAAGAAGCUGGCGCAGACCGGGAUCUAGCUAGCUAGAUAAAAAAUGCAUACCUACCUCCUAGCCAGGUAGGUACAUAUAGAUAGUUAUGAUUCCCUACGCAGGCGCC